This is a messenger RNA of Lobosporangium transversale, 948 nucleotides long. Its product is annotated as Spc24 subunit of Ndc80-domain-containing protein. NCBI's taxonomy places the organism in Eukaryota, Fungi, Mortierellomycota, Mortierellomycetes, Mortierellales, Mortierellaceae. The record is from RefSeq and is a predicted model, not a curated record. Bases 109 to 828 code for a protein of 239 amino acids. The transcript has 4 exons.
CUUACGACAAAUCAUUAAAUAACAUUGCAAAUUGCACUUUAUUCUUCCUUAUAUUACCACUUUGCAUUAUUUGUCUGUGACAUUCGCAAAAAUUACCUCCUCUAAAUUAUGACAACAGUACCAGCCUUGGAACAGAGAGAUUUUGCAACAGACGAAAGCAUUGUAUUGCAAAUCCAAAACAUUACAGCACAAUUGCAGGAGUCUAGCUCAAAUAUACAAGAUAUUCAACGGAUAAUACAGGAAGAUGCCCGCGAAACUGAAUUAGUGCGGCGAGAGGCGCUGCAGGAUGCUCGCUUACUUCUUCAAAGAAUGUCAAGAAAUCUUGAACUGACACGCUCAGAGGGUUCAGGACAGCACAUCGAAGCAGAAAGUCUGGAACACAACACACAAAUGUACGAAAUGGACAAGAAAAAGUUUGCAAUUGCCAAAACUAUCCAGAACAUGGAUCAGGAUAUUGUAUCCCUUGAGACUGCCAUUCAUCAUCUCCGCAUGCAGAGUCUAAAACUGGGGUUUUCACAAAAGAUUAAUAAUGCAAGGAAUCCACACUCGGACAAUAAGGGAGCGAGGGAAGAAGCAACGACAAGUAAUCAGGAAGAAGACUUGCCAGAUGAUCCAGAAGAUAUCAUGGAUGACACAUCACAUGCUUCCACGGUAUUACGUCUACAGCUCUAUCGAGGACUUGGGAUUGAGCUGCUGGAAGACGAUGUCGGAGUGUACUCAAAAGCUCGAAUUCGCUCCAACGUACGGAAAGAUGUUCAUCUUGUCAAGCUUGAUGAUCAACUCUCACCAUACUUUCAGACAAAUCUAAUUUGGGAAUUUGCAUCAUGAAUUGACAUUCGUAGAAUAGGACGAAAGAGGCUUACUCUAUCCAACCUGAAUCUAUUUAUUCUAAGAUACCAUGUGAAUAUAAGUAAUAUAAAAUCAUUCGAACAUUUCCAGUUCUUCCCU